AAGGAAAACGAACGGGCAUUAGAUGAUGAACGAAGUCGUCAUGAGGCUGAGCUGGAUGCCAUGAGCAGGCGCCACCAAAAGGUGGUGAUCGCAAUGGACGAAAAAAUUGCCGAAGGGGAAAAACUGAUUGAGAAAUUGAUUGUCGACAAAAAAACCUUGCAGACCGCCUUGGCUAAUGACAGUGAUCAGCGUAAUCAGAUGUUGACCAAGGAGAUCAACUCCUUGCAAACGGCAUUGGAAUUCAAGAGUUGCGAAAUGAAAGAACUGCGCCAGAAAUAUCAACAGGUGGCGUUGAGAGUGGAAGAAAUACCUGUUAAAGAGCUUGAAAUAACGAAACUGAAGCACAAAGUGAUCGAAUUGAAGCAGGCCCUCGACCAGAAACUUACCUACGAGAAGAUGUUGGUGCAUCAAAACGAAGAAUUGAAGCGACAGCAAUUGGCAAUUGAGGAGGAACGUGAGAGUAUGCAGAGGAGUUUUGAUGUGAUGGUUUAUCGAUAUGAGACGGGUGACGACGUGGAUUCGACAACGCCUGCAGGACAGAAACAGAAACCGAGUAAAGUGCAAUUCCGGUCGAGAUCGAGUAAUUCAGACCGGCCGCAAUCGAGUGAUAUGGAUCGUUCGACUGAUCGUGACUCGUUGAUUCGAUCCACGGUGUCUAUGUAUGCGUCACAAGUACAACUACCUUAUAAUCAUGCCGAGGACGUCAUCUAUGCUCCAGACGAAAUUAUUACUGUGAAUAUGAUCCCUAAUAUCAAGAAUACUAGAGACCCAAUAUUUCAACUCGAAGAUUCUGUACCAUUGCCUAAGACGCAAGCCAGUGACUGA
Molecule: messenger RNA, 825 nt
Organism: Haemonchus placei
Lineage: Eukaryota; Metazoa; Nematoda; Chromadorea; Rhabditida; Trichostrongylidae
Source: the annotation of a GenBank genome assembly